AUGGGCGGAGAAAGUUGCUCAGUGUGAUCCCGUGACGCGAAGGGAAAGGUUGCGCGCGCCGUCGGUCGGUAACCUUCCUUCCUCCUUUCUUCCAAGGUCCCGGCGAGAUCGCUCGUCGCUCGCUGUCUGGCUGACUUACUGGGUGGAUCUUGGCUGUGAAAUCGCUCGUCUGGCUUCGUCAAGGCUUCGUUUACCCGAGGUCUCGUUCGUCUUCUUCUUCGGCUUCUUUUUUUGACAGUAGGUGUCAUCGACUCAUCGUUCAGGAUGCUAAGGACGAGUUUGAUGACCGUCGGGUUUGCGACGCUAUUGAUGGUAUUGAUGAUUCCUAAUUGCCAAGCAGCCUAUUCCUGGACCUAAAGAUCCCAGGUAUCCCGACGUCAUUGUGACGCCAAAGGUCACUUGCGAUAAGGAAGGAGUGUUUCCACACCCCAGGAACUGUUCCUGGUACUACAGAUGCGUCGACCGCAUGAAUGUCGGCUUCUACUGGACCUACCACUUCGAGUGCGAGCCUGGAACGGUCUUCUCAGACGAGCUAGACCAAUGCGUCUUCCCCUUCGCCACGGGGCCGCCCUGCGGCACUGGUGGUGGAGGCCUAGCCUCCCCUAGGCCUACCCCAGCACAACCUCCUGUCACAACUCCAAAAACCACCUCUCCAGCAACGACCAAAGGCACCACGACUCCCCCUACCACUCUGGAAACGACCGUUCAGACGAUAACAAGUCCUUCGGUCACCAAAAACUUCUCCUGUUCCUUCCAGCCCGAGAAUUGUGCUGUCCAUAGGCCUUGUUUCCCCGGCGAGAGCGAAAGGGCGCUUUGCGACGGAUGCUACGUCGACGGGAUCUACGUCUCCGCGUUCUUCCUGUGCGGCGAGGAAGGCGGAAAGGUCUUCGACAGGGACAACAACGUCUGCGUCGACGAUCCCUCCCUGAACCCCAACUGCCCACUCUUGGACACAACAACUACAGCCACUCCUCCCCCAACAACAGUGCCCAUAACUACAACAAACAGACCUACAACUAUAAAUGUCACGAAGGAAUUCUACGUCCAUUGCACUCUCGAUAACCUAAGGCCAUCAGCUGACUGGAUUACGGAGAGGUUUUGUAAUCAGCUUUUCCUUUGCACACCGGACGGAAAAUACAAGGGGGCAAUAACUCUGUGUGACAAUUACUACGAGUGUUCGUUCGGUGAAGACGGGAGGUGGGGCUUGAUUUUGAUGAGCUGCCCCAAGGAGUUGUACUUCAGCUACAAAGAUGACAGAUGCGUUGAAAGACCUUCAGAAGACGAAAUAUGCCAAUUUGUCAGACGGUAAGAUAAUUCGGAGGACUGAGUGAUAAUAAAACGUCUGUGAUUAAUUGAGUUUAUCAAGCUUUCUCUUCGGCACUGAUGUCUUAUUUGAGUGAUGAAAAAUACUUAUUCAUGACAUAUAAGAAUUCCGUAUUAAUGUAAGUAAAACUGACAAAAAAUGAAUAAAUGCCUAAAUUGUCAAGAUAUCCGUAAACUAAGAAUUUUUUUCAUAUCUUGGAAAAAAUACAGAUUUUAGUAUUUUAGUUUUUUUGUCGACUUUACUUACGUUACUGUGGAGUUUGUGUCGAUUAUAAAAAUGAAAAUUAUGAGGGAAAGCCUAGAAAUCCAAAAUAUUAUCUGGAAGAAGAAGAAGAAGAAGAAGAAGAAGAAGAAGGAGUUUUUUUGUUGAUUUUACUUACAUUAUAGUAGGGUUUCUAUGUCAUAUAUGAAAAAAACUUUGAGAAACCAAAAAAGUCCAAAAUAUAAUCCGGAAGAAGAAGAAGAAGAAGAAGAAGAAGAAGAAGAAGAAGAAGAAGAAGAAGAAGAAUGUCAUUUAUCUUAUUCUUAAUCCCUAUUCACUUAGAAUUGGGCAUGAGAAUGCCAGCCCCGUCGGACUUUCACUUGGAAACUUUCUACCCUCUAGGGAAUGACUUGUUCAUAUUAUUAAGCUUUUUAUUGAUCUUAUUUUGGAUAUGGUACAAAGGCCUACAAAAUGUUGUUAUGUUAAUUUAAUUGCUGCUUAAUUGUUAACGUCUUUAAUUGCGUUUUUUGGCUUUAUUUAUUAGUAAGCAUUAUUGCGUUUUAAAAGCGUAAGUUUAUUUAGGUCGACAGUUUGCAUUUGUUAAAUGGUUUCUAUUUUGCCUCAAGCAACCAACUGUGUAUAUGCUUUCGCUAAUAUUAUACAUACAUACAUACAUACAUACAUACAUACAUACAUACAUACAUACAUAUACAUAUACAUAUACAUAUACAUAUAUAUAUAUAUAUAUAUAUAUAUAUAUAUAUAUAUAUAUAUAUAUAUUAAUUCUAAUUUCAAAAAGACCAAGUAACGAAGCUUGGAGGUCAUAAUCAAUACUAGCCCUAUCAUAAUGAUAUGAAAACAUAUUCAUCAGCAAAUUAUUAAAAGAUAUUUAAUAUAUUAUAAACUAUUUAUUUAAAACUGACCUGUCAUUAAACAUAAUUGUUAUCUAUUUUUAAGUUUCAAUACAAUAGUUUAUCAGAAGGUUAAGUGAUUAUAAUUGUAAACAUUCAAGGUUUUAAAAAUAUGUAUCUUAAGUUUUCUUUUAUAUAAUUUCAAAAUGUAAAAUGAGAUGGACAUUAAAUUAGGCAUUAUAUAAAGGUUUUCUCAGUUCUGUGAUAACUGAGAAAUUUCUGUUGUUAUGUGCACUAAUUAUCUGUUAUUUUAUUUGUGUAAAAAUGUUAACAUUUCGAAAUGAUUUAAAACUAUAAGAACUUG
Macrobrachium nipponense is the source of this 2740-nucleotide messenger RNA. RefSeq lists its product as uncharacterized. The record is from RefSeq and is a predicted model, not a curated record. Gene Ontology annotation, cellular component: extracellular region. The transcript is spliced from 7 exons. NCBI's taxonomy places the organism in Eukaryota, Metazoa, Arthropoda, Malacostraca, Decapoda, Palaemonidae. Bases 467 to 1309 code for a protein of 280 amino acids. Gene Ontology annotation, molecular function: chitin binding.